Symbiodinium sp. CCMP2456 is the source of this 1159-nucleotide messenger RNA. The record is from the annotation of a GenBank genome assembly. NCBI's taxonomy places the organism in Eukaryota, Dinophyceae, Suessiales, Symbiodiniaceae.
AUGAUCGCCACACCAUCCGUGGUGGUUCUUGAUGAGCCGACCACCGGGCUUGAUCCGGUCAGUCGGCGCGGCAUUUGGCAGACGAUCGCGGAGGCUGUGCCCUUGACGGCUCCGAAUCCCAUGCUUGCAAGUGGCUCAAGCACGCUUGGGCCUGAACAGUGCGGCAGCGCGCCCUCCAGCAGUGUCCCCAUGACCCCGGAGCCUGCGGUGAGCUCAGCAGCGGGGCGGCGCUGUGCCACCGCAGUGCUGGCAUCAUGCGCGGUGGGGGCGGUUUUGGCGCCAGAGGGGGCCUCCAGCGCAAGCUUCGUGCAGCUGCCAGUGACUGCAGGUCGACCUGUGCCGCUCCAUCCACUUCACCAAUCCGCCAAACGUGCUUCCUCGGGCCACGCGCGGGGUUCGGCUGCCCUGGUUGCGGGCGCACUCGCGGCAGUUGCUGCGGGGGCGGGUCGGAGAAGAGUGGGAUGCUCCGCAACCGAGCCCGAGGUGGUGGAAGCAGGUGACGUCGAGAUGGAAGGCUUUAGUUCCAUGACGCCCUUCGGCGAGGGUGAGCAGCUUCCUGUGCGUGUCUACGAGGGUGCCGAGGAGGUAGACAUGAGCGAGAAGCAGGAGCGCCCUUCCGGAUCCAACGAAGACUCCACCUACUUCUGGAAGAUGACGCAGGACAAGAGACAGCUCGAGGUCAUUGUUCCUGUCGAUGACUCCGUGCAGGCGAAAGACGUGGUAUAUCGUCUCGGCGAGGAUCCGGAGGACUCCAUGCGAGGGCCUCUGCUUCAGCUCGGCCAUCGCUACAAAGAUGAAGACGGACGUGCUAGAGAGAACCUCCUCAUCAACGGCCAGCUUCUGAAUGCCGUCCGCAGGGAAGAGUGCUUCUGGAUUCUGGACGAGAUGGUCGGUGUCAAGGUCAUCAUACUGACCGUGACGAGACCCAGCAUGAAGAGGUUUCGACAUGACCCCAUCCUGAAGAGGAAGACCGAAGAGGAGCGAAUCGAGCCACAGACCUGGGAUGCUCUCUUGGUGGAGGAUCGCAUAAAGCCCAACGUCACCAACAAGGUUUUCAUGGAUAUCGAGCUGGAUGGCAAGCCAGCCGGGCGGAUUGAAUACGGGCUCUUCGGUGAGCUCCUUCCGGUCACCACGGAGAACUUCCUUGGCCUCAUCAAGG